AUGGCGAAUGACCUGUCGGAACCCAUUCCCUCCCCUGCGCAAGGUGUUGGUCCCAUCUACAGACCUGAUGGCGAAAAGCCCACAGCAACAGUGUCUAAAGACAUACCCUACGAGAAUGUCCACGUGCUGCCUCAAUCCCCCCAAUUGAUCGCUCUGUUGACCAUGAUCAGAGAUAGAAGAACUAGCCGUGCCGACUUCAUAUUUUACUCAAACAGAAUCAUUCGUCUCCUUGUGGAGGAGGGGCUCAACCAUCUGCCAGUCGUUGAACAGUCAGUCACAACACCUGUAGGUCGCGUCUACCUCGGUGUCAGAUUUGAGGGGAAGAUAUGCGGUGUGUCCAUCAUGAGAGCAGGCGAGGCAAUGGAACAGGGAUUGCGGGAUUGCUGCCGUUCAGUCCGAAUCGGAAAGAUUCUCAUACAGCGGGACGAAGAAACAUGCAAGCCAAAGCUAUUCUAUGAAAAGCUUCCUGCUGACAUUGCAAAUCGAUGGGUGCUCCUACUCGAUCCUAUGUUUGCAACAGGGGGUUCUGCAACACUUGCCGUUGAGGUCCUGAAGGCAAAGGGUGUCCCAGAAGAUCGCAUCUUGUUUCUUAACUUGAUAGCGAGCCCUUCCGGGGUUGCGGAUUUUGCAGAGCGAUUUCCCAAGCUAAGAGUAGUUACAGCCUUCAUAGACCAAGGCUUGGAUGAUAAAAAAUACAUCAUCCCAGGGCUUGGGGAUUUCGGCGAUCGAUAUUAUACUCUUUAGCCAACAAACAGGUGCUCCCAAUCAUAAAAUACUCUCCGUGAUUUGGAUCCAAUGAAUUACAGGCUUCUAUCUCAGCAAUGUUAGUGAUGGAUUUCAUUCACACAGCAUUUAAAGUAUAGUAUUUUCCACUAGAUAUCAUGACGCGGGAAUUUCUUUGGGCCUUCAUUUUGUACGUUGCGGUAUACUCUAAGCAUAGAGUCAGUAAUUAUCAGCAUAUGCGUCGACGUGUUCCGCAUCCUCGAAUCCAAUAUCUCG
Molecule: messenger RNA, 999 nt
Organism: Aspergillus ibericus CBS 121593
Lineage: Eukaryota; Fungi; Ascomycota; Eurotiomycetes; Eurotiales; Aspergillaceae
Product: uracil phosphoribosyltransferase
Exons: 4
Coding region: 1-744 (247 amino acids)
Source: RefSeq, a predicted model, not a curated record